Messenger RNA from Heterobilharzia americana, 4350 nucleotides. Lineage: Eukaryota; Metazoa; Platyhelminthes; Trematoda; Strigeidida; Schistosomatidae. The record is from the annotation of a GenBank genome assembly.
AUUCAAUAUGUGAAAUAUACUCAUUAGGAUAUGAAAGAAGAACAAGUGUUUCAAUGAAGAGUCUCUUUUCGGCGAUUUCAUUUCCAAAGUUGUACAACUGCUAAUUUAUGCAUUUUUCUAGUGUAAGGAUUUGAUAGUUAAAGACGGUUUUUUAAGCAUGGCGACACAAGUAGUGUCAAUAAAUGAAAUAUAAUUGAAAUCAAAAAAACCAAAGACUAUUGAGCAGUGAAUAUUGAUCAAAAUAAGUUGACAAGUAGUUUCGUAAGAUGAUGACAUAAUUGGGAACUGAAUUGUGAUCAAUCAGAGUAUAGCAACGGGAGUGAAUAGUAAAUCCUUCAAGAAGCGAAUUGUGUCAAAGUAAAAGAAGAAAAAGAAGGGUAAAGCGGAGGCUGAGAACUAAGACCGUGAAAGGAGAAGGCGUUGAACCAUCUCAUUUUGCGUACACAGUUCAGGUUUCUCUGUAUGGAUGGAUGUCAAGAGCAUCGGCUAUGGAGAGAUUAUGAAGACGUACAGCCUUUGAGAGAUUUCUUUUCACUUCAUAGCUGACGUUGAACGAGGAGGGUUCUUAAGAUAGGGUAAUUGGUGUUCACGAUGUGUUCAUCUAUAAUACUCCUUAUCGCUCCAUUGUCACCUCUUUGUUAUCAUGCGGGAUAGUGUUCUUGAACCGUUUUGGAUAACAGUCACAUAGAACGACCUAUAUACCUAGCUCCAAAUCUUUACGCUAGAAAGAUGUAUAAAUUUGAGACUGUACAACUUAGAAAAUGAAAUUGGAGAGGACUCUUUGCUGAAAUAAAAGAAUUUACACGAACGAAAAGAGUGUUGUCAACACAGAUUAAAAGCAUACAGCAAAUUCAAUUGUGUUACAAAAUAAAGCACAUAAUUUGUAGUAAACUGAAUGCAAGUUCAAGUCGGAAGUUUAUGAGGAUUCAUUUAUUUCAAGGUGAUUUUCAUCAUGAACUGAUAUCAGUGGGGGAACUGUUGAUUACCUGAGAUUCCUGGAAAGCUUUUUCACCCUGGUACGUGACAUUUUGGUAGUGAUCUUUCACCGCCCUACCUGCUGUCAUGUACAGGACUGCUAUGUCUUAUAGUGAGCACGUCACUGUCCAGUCACUGGGUCAAAACUCAGUGUUCUUCUUUUUCCGACUUCCAUGACAUAACGUAACCAUCAUGUAAUGCCAGUGUUUAGCGUUUGUCGUCAUACCCGACCUACUUUGUCUCACAGGUCUCGGCUUCUUGUUAGGACUUCGGAAAAUCCAUUUCAUUUGACAGUGAUUCCCUUCAGAGGUCUGUGAGAAGUCAGUGAUUUUAUCAUGGAUUACCUUUAUCGUGAACUGACAGAAGUAGGAGAAUUUAAAUUAUUGGUUUUCCACCCAGUGACUGAAUGCUAAAGUUAUCAUCAUGCAACUUGACACCAUUAGGUUCGAUUUUUGGCGGGGUUAUGACUACACGCUGCUGAGGAUUUCUGUACUAAGGCGAAACAGCUUUCCAGCACUUUAUCAUUUGCAGUGAUUCUCUAAAUAAUCUUAAUCCAUGAUCAAUACUAACGUGUAGCUUACUUUUAGUUUUCAACGAGAUCAUGUGAAUCAGUAAUCAACGGACCUCCAGAAAGCUUGUAAAAAUGACUACAAAAUAAUACUGUAUAAUAUUAUCUGAAUAAGUUACCUUUGAAAAUGAGUACAAGAAUUGGUUGAAGUAUGGUUGAGUAAAUUUUAAUUCUUUCUUGCUUCAGGCCCUUAUUGGUAUUUUAAUUCUUUGACUUUGCAUAGGCUGUUUUCAUGUCAAGAUUGGGAAGAUUAUUGUUAAGCUUCGACAGAUAUUGGUUGUUUGGGUAGCACGGUUAUAUAAUAUUUUGUUCUACAUCUAAAUAUUUGUAUCUUACAUAUUGUCAUUCUUACUAUGACUACUCAAUUUUUAGGAGGAUAUCAGCACCUUUUGUAGCGAUAAAAGCCAAUAAUAAACGCGAGUCGAUGACAGCAAGUUUACUUUUCAUGUUUGCUGUUGUCCAGUGUAUAUGCGGUUUCGUAUUACCAAUAUGUGAUUCAUUUGGAAUGAAAGGAGUUAAACGGUAUAAUGAUGCUGAUCAUAAGUAUUAUCUUGAAAUAUUUCUAAUAUCACAAUAUUGUGGAGCAGUUCUUGUAUUGGCCUACUUACAAUUUUUAAUACACAGUGGAACAAAAAAGCAAGCGAUAAACACAGCUUUGAGUGAAAUCUUCAAGUCAAGAAGUACUUGCAAAUUGGUUGAUGAUAAAAGUAUGGUUAUAAAUGAACAUCAUGAGUUAAGUGAACCGAAUUCAACACCAUUAUCAGAUGAUGCAAAUCCUUCACAACCAGUAAAUCAAUUCGAAAAAAUGUCUGAUAUUGAAUCGACAACAAGUGACAAGCAGUAUACACCAGUAAUUAACUAUUAUAAUCAUGGAAAGCGUUACAUUUCACUACAUCCAGAAGGAAUGAAUUUAUAUAUGCGUCUAGGAGCAGUUGGUUUUGGAUUAGGCGUUAUGAUUCAUGAUGGCUUCAAUUUAUCAUCAGUAUGGGAAGUACGUGAACCAGUAUGUCACAGUAAAUUAUGGAUACCAAAGCAUAUAAUCCGAAUAAUAUGGGUUCUCUGGCAAACAUAUUUUAUAUUCAAAUAUCAUAGGGUCAUACUACAUGUGCAUAGAGUAGCAGUACGUCUGGCCUACAUACACCUGGCAACAAUUAAUUUUUGUCAUUGGCUUAAAGUUGUUGUUGGUGAAGUGGCCAACACAUUAAAAACACCUGCAUAUUAUACGCCUACAAAUCAACGUACACAUAUUUCGAAACCUGUAGUUGGGAAUCAUAGUUACACGCAUAAUUCAUUCAACUUUUCCAUUCAGGACCACUCUCAAAGUAGCUUACUUCAAAAUAGAGACGGUCAAACUCUGAAGCAGACAAGCUAUGCGAGUGGUGAAAGUAUUCCAAAAGUUUGUCUUGGUUACCUAGGUGUUACACUAGGUCCAUUUCUAUUUCCACUAGCCAUUGAAUACAGUUUGAUAACUGGAUCGUUCUUUUAUAAAAUGCUGCAACGUGUAGACCAGAGUUUCCCGAAAUCUUCCUCAACUGCUAAUGAACGUCUUGGACAACAUUCACCAAGUUUGAUAAGCUCAUCACCUUCGUCAACAGUCAACAGUAUGAAUAAGUGUGUGCUUAAAAAAUCAAACAGUUCAUUGUUUCAAGAUGUGGAUGAGGAUGAUGGUGUAGACCAGUAUUAUCAUCAACAAUGUACUGAACACCUGACUUACAGACCAGUAAUGGGAUGCCAAGUUUUCCUGCCAAUUCUUAAAGAACACAGACUACCGAUAUUGAACAAAGUUAGUGAAGACUAUCAGGAUUGUGAAGAUUCCCCACUAACUGAAGACACUCCACAAACACCCAAUCGUCAAAAACCGGUCAAAGUUGAUACAGGUCAUCAGUGUCAUAGAUCGCAUUCAGGUUUAUUUUUAGGCAUUAUGUUAUUAAUAGCCAGUAUUGUAUGCAUGGUAUUAUUUCUGUUACGUGGACGUAAUGGCUCAAAAAAGUUUGCUGCACAUAUUUAUCAAAAAUCGAAAAUUGCUUUAUCUUCCAUUGGUUUCUUGGCUUGUGUUAUGGCUAUCUUGCAGACAAAUAAGUUAAAAUUUCGUCGACUAGGUCGUGGUGAAAGUUUUGAAUAUAAUUUACUGACAAUUGGAUUAAUUGGUUGUAUUACAUAUCAUAUGUUUUUAUUUAUCCCAGCACUAGAGACUGUCAUUCAUACUCUAUUAUUUAAUACAAAUGAGUUAAAACAGUAUACAGACAUUGAACAAGUUCAAUAUGAGACCACUCGUAAACCUUUAACUGUGUUGACUAAUAGAACAAAUACUUUUAAAGUAACCAAUGAUUAUAUUCAGCAUACAGCAUUAUUAUACUUGGCAAAAUGUACACUAGAAAUACUUCAAGCAUUAUUGCAAUUCUUUUUUAUUGUUGAAACAUCACGACGUAAAGUUUGUUGUAUUAAUCAGGCAAGAAUAAAACCUGGUCGUUCAGUGAUUGUAUUUUUGUUAAUAUGUAAUUUAGCUCUAUGGCUUGUGAAUACAUUUGAAGUAAGAAGUGCUGAAACACAACUGUCAUUAUAUAGACAAUAUUUUGGUGUACGUACAUGGUCUGUUAUCACUUAUUGUUUUGUUCCAUUAAUUAUCUUUUUUCGAUUUCAUUCAACUGUAUGCUUAGCUGAAUUAUGGUCAAAAUUAUAUACACUAAGAUGAAUUCAUUGAAUUUGUUUAAAUGAAUGCCUUAAAUCGCAUAUUUUGAUUUUUAGUUAUUUUUAAAGGAAAUUUAACAGAAUAAAUGUCACGAUUUAAAUAUAAGACAAUGAUUAUG